Messenger RNA from Monodelphis domestica (gray short-tailed opossum), 1020 nucleotides. The record is from RefSeq and is a predicted model, not a curated record. NCBI's taxonomy places the organism in Eukaryota, Metazoa, Chordata, Mammalia, Didelphimorphia, Didelphidae.
AUGGUCGAAGGAGGGCCGUGCUUCGCCGUGGUUCUGGCGAUUCCCAGCGAGUGCAUUUAUUUCCUCGCUGUCUGUAUUCGAGAAACGCCAAAAGCCAAGAACCUUACAUCCGCACAGGAUUUGGGGGGCUGUUUUGCUGCUUUGCUGCUUUGCUGCUCUGCUGCUGUGCUGCUGCUGCUGCUGCUGCUACUGAUGCAGCUGCAGCUCCAGCCGCCGCCGCCGCCGCCGCCGCCGCCGCCGGGGCUCCACCUCGCAGGCCAGGCAGGCACUAACUCAGGAGAGUGGAAAAAUCUUCCCUCCGUUUAUGCUGGCGGGGGAAGUGGGCGGGCGGGCAGGGGUUCGGAUCGGGCUUGCAGGGGGCUGGCGGGACGGGAGGAGGGGCUCUUCGGGGUGGGAAAGGGCCGGCGUAUACACAUUAUUCGGUUGAUUGCAUGCGAGGUCCCUGAGAGGCAGGUUGCUUCUAAAGUCUCCUCUACCCCCGACUACCCGACUUUUGGGAAGAGUGAUUUAAAGCUGGAGGUUCGGGAAUCUCGUCUCUUUCGCUCUCCACCCCCUUCCACCCAGUUUCGGGGAGAGCAUUUCACGCUUUGGAAUCGCUCUGGUGCUUCUCGCUCUGACAGCGAUUUGAUAGAAUCCGGAAUUUCUGCAGCGGUGGUUAAGUCACGUGAGGGCCGGAGCCCUGGGCUGCUGGGGAAGAAUGUCCUCUGCUCUCGGCUCGCCGGGGAAAUGAAGCGCAGCCCCGCCAGGAUCCUGGCUGGCUGUCCCGCGCCAGCGCCAGCGGAGGCGGGCGGAGAGCUGGAGAGGAGGGCCAGGGGACGGAAAGGGGAGGGCCUUGGCUCAUAGGAUCUGGAAUUGGAUUGGCUUGAGAAAGAAACAGUGACAAUGUCAGCAAAGGGGAGAGGGGGAGGUAAAAUCGGAAAUUUUGCAAAAGAAAAAAAAAAGGCUCUUCUUCCCAGCCCACCAGCGGAACAGAAUAAAAUCUUAACCUUGGCAAAGACCUUGGACUCGAAAUUCAACCUC